CCCCGCCCGCCCCCGAGAUGCGGCCAUGGACCCUGCGGACCGGGCCUGCCGAGCCCAGCACCUGAUUUCGGUGAGAUGACCAAUCUGGCUGCCAGAGUGAACAAGCCAGCCUGCCUGCCAGGGCUUCACUCUCUUGUUCCCAGGCCCUGACACCCAAGGUCAUGGAACAGCCGGUGGGAGGCCCCGGAAACCUGAGGCCAGCGGCUGGUGACAGCGCCAGCAUGGAGCUCAGCACCUGCCAGGAGCUUCUGCACCGACUUCGGGAGCUGGAGGCAGAGAACUCAGCACUUGCCCAGGCCAAUGAGAACCAGCGGGAGACUUACGAACGCUGCCUGGAUGAGGUUGCCAACCACGUGGUGCAGGCACUGCUGAACCAGAAGGACCUGCGGGAGGAGUGCAUCAAGCUGAAGAAGAUGGUGUUCGACCUGGAGCGGCAGAACCAGAUGCUGAGCGCUCUGUUGCAGCAGAAGCUGCAGCUCACGGCCAGCUCCCUUCCUCAGAUCCCGCGCACGCCGCUGCAGCCACCGGCAGAACCGGCAGCCUCGCCAUCCCCAAGUGCUGCUGAGGGACCUGUCCCACCCUUAGGACACUGUGCUGGGCAAAGAGAGGUGUGCUGGGAGCAGCAGUUGCGGCCAGGAGGCCCAGGUCCCCCGGCCACUCCAUCCCCAGCGCUGGACGCCCUGUCCCCGUUUCUUCGGAAGAAAGCGCAGAUUUUAGAGGUGCUGCGAGCCUUGGAAGAGACCGACCCUUUGCUCUUGUGCUCACCUGCCACCCCGUGGCGGUCCACAGGCCAGGGCCCCAGCUCCCCAGAGCCCAUCAACGGCGAGCUCUGUGGCCCACCGCAGCCUGAACCCUCGCCCUGGGCACCACACCUGCUGCUCGGUCCUGGGGGCCUAGGAGCUCUGCUGCACUGGGGACGCCUCUUAGGGGGCUCUGGGGAAGAAGAAGGUAUCAGGCAGCCCUGGGCCCCCAGCAGCACCCCCCCUCCAGCCCAGGGCCCCAGCUCCUCUUCUUCCUCCGACGAAGCAGGUGACCCCGAUGAGGCCCCUAGCCCCGACACCCUGCUAGGGGCGCUGGCCCACAAGCAGUUAAAUCUGGGCCAACUCCUCGAGGACACAGAGACUUACCUCCAGGCUUUCCUGGCUGGGGCGACGGGCCCCCUCAGUGGCGACUACCCGGGUGCUGGGAAGCCAUCCUCACCAGAUCCAGGAUCCCCACAGGUGUCCAAGUCCAAAGGCCUCCCAAAGUCAGCUUGGGGUGGGAGCGCCCCCGAGGCCACCAGGCUGGGCUUUGGUGCUACCUCAGAGGGCCAGGGGCCCCUUCCAUUCCUCAGCAUGUUCAUGGGUGCAGGGGACGCCCCUCUGGGCUCACGGCCGGGCCACCCCCACUCUUCAUCUCAGGUGAAAAGCAAGCUCCAAAUCGUGCCCGCUUCUCCAGGGGAAGCCCAGGGACCCCUUCUGCCCUCUCCAGCCAGAGGUCUCAAGUUUCUCAAGCUGCCUCCACCCUCAGAGAAGGUCCCCAGCCCAGGAGGCCCCCAACUCAGUCCCCAGCUCCCUCGGAGUUCUCGAAUCCCUUGUCGCAACAGUGGUUCAGAUGGCAGCCCCUCCCCGCUGCUGGCCCGCAGGGGCCUGGGUGGUGGAGAGCUGUCUCCAGAGGGGCCACAGGGCCUGCCCAGCAGCCCUUCCCCCUGCUCUGCCAUCCCAGACUCUGUGCAGCUCAGACCCUCCCAGUCAGCCGUGUCCACUUCACUGUCUCCAGGACCUGCGGUGUCUCCCUGCCUUGAGAAAAUCCUGGAUCUUUCCCGGGGCACCUUCAGGGGUUCUUCCCCAGAGCCACCUCCAUCCCCGCUGCAGGUGCCCACCUACUCCCAGCUGACUCUGGAGGUACCCCAGCCCCCUGAGGUCCUCAGGAGCCCUGGCGCCCCUAGCCCUGGCCUCCCAGAACCCUGCCCCUAUGGGAGCCCCCAGGAGAAGGGUCUGGACAAGGCAGGCCCCGAGUCUCCCCAUCCUGGCCGCAGGACCCCAGGCGGCUCAUCCAAGAAGCCUGGCCAGGGAUCGGGGCGGCGACCUGGUGACCCGAGCCACACACCUCUUCGGGACAGAUUGGCAGCCCUUGGAAAACUGAAGACGGGCCCCGAGGGGCUUCCGGGUCCAGAAAGGAACGGAAUGCCAGCCCGGCCAAGCACUGAGAAGGCCAGGGCGCUAGGGCGGGCAGGCGAGAGUACUGGAGACAGGCCUCCCACCACGAGGCCUCUUGAGCAGCCAGAAGCUAAGGGCAUCUUGCGGGGAGCGGUGGCCUUAGGCACGAGCAGCCUGAAGCAGCAGGACCCUGGACUUCCAGACCCUGGUGCCAGAGUCUACUCUUCCCAUUCCAUGGGUGCUCGUGUGGACCUGGAGCCUGCCUCACCAAGGAGCUGCCUCACCAAAGUAGAGCUGGCCAAGAGCCGGCUAGCGGGGGCGCUGUGUCCCCAGAUGCCCCGCACGCCUGCAAAAGUGCCAACCUCAGCCCCUAGCCUGGGCAAGCCCAAGAGCCCUCACAGCAGCCCGACAAAGCUACCCUCCAAGUCACCCACCAAGGUGGUACCCCGCCCCGUGGCACCCAUGGGCACCAAGGAGCCCUCCAAGGCAGACAAAGGGAAGGGCCCACCCUGGGCAGACUGUGGCAGCACAGUUGGCCAGCCUACAUCCCCAGUCCCCGGCUCCACCGAGCCAAGCCAGGGCCCGGAAGGGCCAGUGCCACACUCGGCCAUCGAGGAGAAGGUGAUGAAGGGCAUCGAGGAGAACGUACUGCGCCUUCAAGGUCAGGAACGGGCUCCCGGCUCUGAGGCCAAGCACCGCAACACCAGCAGCAUCGCCAGCUGGUUUGGCCUUAAAAAGAGCAAGCUGCCAGCUCUGAACCGUCGCACAGAGGCUGCCAAGAACAAGGACGGAGCUGGCGGGGGCUCCCCGCUCCGGAAGGAAGUCAAGACAGAAGCCCGGAAGCUGGAGGCUGAGAGCCUCAACAUCUCCAAGCUGAUGGCGAAGGCGGAGGACCUGCGUCGGGCACUGGAGGAAGAGAAGGCCUACCUGAGCAGCAGAGCCCGCCCACGGCCUGCCGCCCCAGCCACAGUGCCCAGCUCAGGGCUGGGGCAGAUGCAGGGUCAGCUGGCCGGCAUGUGUCAGGGUGCAGACACCUUCAUGCAGCAGCUGUUGAACAGGGUGGAUGGCAAGGAGCUGGCCCCCAAGAGCUGGCGGGAGCCCAGGCCUGAGUAUGGGGAUUUUCAGCCAGUGUCCGCCGACCCCAAGAGCCCCUGGCCUGCCUGUGGGCCCCGGAAUGGUUUGGUAGGCCCCCUUCAGGGCUGCGGAAAACCGUCUGGAAAGCCCAGCAGUGAGCCAGGCAGGCGGGAAGAGAUGCCUUCAGAGGACAGUCUGGCCGAGCCGGUCUCCACGGCACACUUCACAGCCUGUGGCUCCUUGACUCGAACCUUGGACAGUGGCAUCGGGACCUUCCCGCCCCCAGACCACGGCAGCAGUGGAGCCCCCAGCAAGAAUCUCCCGAAGACCAAGUCUCUGCGUCUGGAGCCCCCGCCAGGGGCACCCCCAGCUCGGCCUGCAGCCCUCACCAAAGUCCCUCGCCGUGCCCACACACUGGAGCGGGAGGUGCCAGGCAUAGAGGAGCUGCUGGUGAGCGGACGGCACCCCAGCAUGCCAGCCUUCCCCGGAUUGCUCACCGCUCCACCAGGCCACCGAAGCCAUCAGACCUGCCCUGAUGACCCCUGUGAAGACCCAGGCCCUCCCCCACCCGUCCAGCUGGCCAAGAACUGGACCUUCCCGAACACCAGAGCGGCCUGCAACUCUGGUGACACCUUCCUGUGCCCACCCCGACAACUGCAGGGACUCCCUAGGACCCCCGUGGCCCUGCCUGUGGACCGGAAGCAGAGCCUGGACCCCAGCCGCACACCCAUGCCUCAGGGCCCAGCAUUUGGGGGAAGUCGUACCCCCAGCACGUCGGACAUGGGCGAGGAAGGCAGAGUGGCCAGUGGGGGUGCCCCCGGCCUGGAGACCUCGGAGUCCCUAAGCGACUCACUCUACGACUCGCUGUCCUCCUGUGGGAGUCAGGGCUGAGGCGAUGCAGCCACACGGUUCCUCUGGAGCUGGGGUCCCCAGACUAGUGAGGCUUGAUCUGAAGGGACCCAGGAGAAGGUUGAUAAGAAGGUGCGGGGUCCUGGGCACACCCCACCGCUGCUGUGGAUGCGUCAACCAUACUCAGCUCAGGGAGAGACCCCACCCCUGGUCCCUGGACUCACCCCGAGGAGGCUCUUCUCUAAGGGACCAGGGGCUCCAGGCUGCUUUGCUCCCACUUCAGGCUGAGCCAUCUUGUGGUGCUGGGCUUUCUGCCCGCCAGCUGUGCCACCUCUGCCCAACCUGGCUGCAACCCUGCCCCGAAGCCCCCAUGGGGCCAACUUUGGAAGGCCCAGGCUUGUGGAGUUUGGGGGUGAGGGGGGACAAGUUGCCUUCUCUCUGCCCUGGUCCUCCCUGCUGUCUGAAUGGUGCUGCCUCCCUUCCCCAAGACUUGGGGUCUGUUUGUCUGUCUUCAUCUUUGUUUUUAUAUAUAUAUAUAUAUAUAAGCGCCUGACCCAGUCCCCACACCCUACCCGCACUGCGGUUAAUUUAUCUGUUGUUGAAAAGCGGCUGCUCUGCUUCUGCAGUAUCCCCAAUAAAACAUGGAGGCCUCUCCCCA
This is a messenger RNA of Psammomys obesus (fat sand rat), 4719 nucleotides long. RefSeq names its product NCK associated protein 5 like (gene Nckap5l). Bases 162 to 4103 code for a protein of 1313 amino acids. The record is from RefSeq and is a predicted model, not a curated record. The transcript is spliced from 13 exons. Gene Ontology annotation, cellular component: microtubule plus-end. Gene Ontology annotation, biological process: microtubule bundle formation; microtubule depolymerization. Lineage: Eukaryota; Metazoa; Chordata; Mammalia; Rodentia; Muridae.